UUUCGAAUAACUCCUCCCCUCUUGAUCCCCUCUCCUCUCGCCGCCUCCUCUGCCACUCCGUCUGCUCCUCUCAUCCCGCGUGCUUGAAGCUGUCGGGAGACGUCCAACCAUGGCUGCUACUGGAUCUUUCCGUAUGGUGUCAGAGGAGGAGCAGGCCAUGAGGUCCAAGCUGGAGCAUUUGACAGUGAAGGAUCACGGGCCGGUGUUUGGGCCGUGCCAGAAGCUGCCCGGACACGCCGUGCAGAAGGCGAAGGAUGAGCUGACUGAGACGGAUGAGAGGCGGGCGUCGGCCCUGAAGGAGCUGCGGGCCGCGAUGAAGGAGAGAGCGGCGGAGGGGGACGAUCUGGCCAAACUGGUGCUGGACCAGUUUGGAGAGAAACCAGACUCUCUGAUGCUGCGCUUCCUCAGAGCUCGCAAGUUUGAGGUCGUCAGAGCGCACGAGCUCAUGAAGGGUUACGUGCGGUUCAGGAAGGAGUACCCCGAGCUCUUUGAGAACCUGACCCCGGAGGCCGUCCGCAGCACCAUCGAGGCCGGGUACCCCGUGGUUCUGCCCAGCAGGGACAAAUACGGCCGCGUGGUGCUGCUCUUCAACAUCGAAAACUGGGACCUGGAGGAGAUCACGUUCGACGAGAUCCUGAGAGCGUACUGCGUGAUCCUGGAGAAAUUGCUGGAGAACGAAGAAACCCAGAUCAACGGCUUCGUCCUGAUUGAGAAUUUCAAGGGCUUCACCAUGCAGCACGCCUCAGGAAUCAAACCCGCUGAGCUCAAGAAGAUGGUCGACAUGCUGCAGGACUCCUUUCCCGCCCGCUUCAAGGCCGUCCACGUUACCCACCAGCCCUGGUACUUCACCACCACGUACAACGUGGUCAAACCCUUCAUGAAGAGCAAGCUGCUGGAGAGGGUCUUUGUCCACGGGGACGAGCUGAUCAACUACUUCAAAGAAUUUGACGCGGACUUCCUGCCGGAAGAUUUCGACGGAAAGGCGUCCGUUGCAGACUGUCAGGCCAUCGCCACCAAGCUUUUUGGCUCUGAGGACACUGCUCUCUGAAAGUAGAGCCAUCUCCGACCCAAGUUCUAGUGUCUUUCACCGUAGAUACUUAAGAUCCGGUCUAUUUUUUAUCUAGAUUGUGUUUUUAUUCGGCCAGUUGUUACAAGCAAAAAUAAGUACGGAGCAGGGGAUGGGUGGAAAAUGAUAAAAAAGGGUGUUUAGAGGGUAGAAAGAGAAUUAUUGGUGGUUAAAGUGUGUUUCUUCAACGCGCUGAUAUGUCUUGUCACUUUACAAGCAGAGGGAAAGUGAGAGUAGAUAAUGUGUCAGUUUGGCAUUAUUUGCCUUAAAAUGUAAUUCUCCACCGCACAUAGCAGCCUUUUGCCAGUUGAUUUGGUAGAAUGAGAGCACAGGCGUUUCUGUCUCAGGGGUUUAGGGAGAUGUUAAGAGGGAGAAGCUUGUUUUAGGAGCAGUGUGUCAUGUAAGACAGAUUCCAUUGGGCAAUUUGCACUGGAUUAAAUUGUUUUUUUUUUGUUCAUCCAUA
Molecule: messenger RNA, 1529 nt
Organism: Gasterosteus aculeatus aculeatus (three-spined stickleback)
Lineage: Eukaryota; Metazoa; Chordata; Actinopteri; Perciformes; Gasterosteidae
Product: retinaldehyde-binding protein 1
Cellular component (GO): membrane
Molecular function (GO): phosphatidylinositol bisphosphate binding
Source: RefSeq, a predicted model, not a curated record